Molecule: messenger RNA, 3690 nt
Organism: Hibiscus syriacus
Lineage: Eukaryota; Viridiplantae; Streptophyta; Magnoliopsida; Malvales; Malvaceae
Product: disease resistance protein RPV1-like
Exons: 10
Coding region: 1-3690 (1229 amino acids)
Biological process (GO): signal transduction; defense response
Molecular function (GO): ADP binding
Source: RefSeq, a predicted model, not a curated record
AUGGCUUCUUCUUCUUCUAGUCAAUUGAAGUAUCAAGUUUUCUUGAGCUUCAAAGGUGAAGACACGCGCCUUAACUUCACCAGCCAUCUCCUCAAUGCUCUGAAAGACACCGGCAUGAACGUCUUCUUCGAUGAAGAUAAACUGGAGAAAGGGGAGCAGCUUUCACCGGCACUUUCCCAAGCAAUAGCAGCCUCAAAUCUCUCAAUGUUGAUCCUUCUCAUGUCCGAAACAUUGCCACUUGAAGAAGUGAAUCGAUGGAGAGAUGCCUUUGUUGAAAUCGGCAAAUUAAAAGGGUGGCAUAUACAAGGCGGCAAACUCGAUAGAUCUGAGGCUGAAUACAUCAAAGAUGUCGUUGAGUUUGUCAUAAAAGAAUUGAAUAGCAAGUCUAAAAGUGUUUCUAAAGAAUUAGUUGGAAUAGAUGAUCAGAAAAAAAAGAUCUUGCAGCUAAUCGAGGAAGAAGAUAGCCGAAUAAUAGGACUUUGGGGAAUGGAUGGUAUUGGCAAGACUACCCUUGCUGAAGCUGUCUAUAAUGAAAUCUCUCAAACGUUUCAACGUCGUUGCUUCAUUCAAGAUGUUAGAGAGAAAAUAGAAAAACAGGGGAAGGAAUCUUUACGAAAUGAACUUCUUUCCGAACUAUUGAACUCGAAAACUUGUGUAGACACCCCCUCCAUAAGAUCCGUCUUAACCCAACAGAGGCUCAAUAAUAUAAAAGUAAUCGUCGUCCUUGAUGAUGUUAGUGACUCAGAGCAGAUAGAUCUUAUGGGUGUAAAACAUUUUGGUGAUGGAAGUAAGAUUAUCAUAACAUCCACAGAUAGGCAAGUACUUACGAAUGGAGGAGCUGACAAAAUACAUAAGGUGAAUAAGUUAAACGAGGAUGACUCUCUUCAACUCUUUUCUACAUUUGCAUUUAAGUCGUUGAAUCCUGCUCCUGAUUUUCGAGAUCUAUCGAACAAGUUUGUGGAGUACGCCCAAGGCAGUCCACUUGCUCUUAAAGUUUUGGGUUCUAAACUAUAUACAAAGUCUAGAAAAGAGUGGGAAAGUGAGGUGGACAAGCUCAAGGAAUAUGCAAAACCAAAGAUUUCACAGAUUUUGAUGAGUAGUUUUGAAGAGUUGGAUGAGCAAGAGAAGAAUAUAUUUCUUGACAUAGCUUGCGUCUUGAAAGGGGAAUCCAAGAAAGAAGUAGAAGCAAUUCUAAGUUGCUUGUAUGAGGGUGCAAUGUGUGGAAUAAGCGAUUUGCUUGAUAAGAGUGUAAUUGAAGUGGAUUCCAAUGGGGUGAUUUGUAUGCAUGAUAAGCUUGAAGAGAUGGGAAAAUACAUUGUUCGCCGAGAAUCUAGAGAUCCUGGAGAGCGCAGUAGGUUAUGGAGUCUUAAAGACAUGAUCCAAGUGCUCAAAUAUAAUAAAGUGAAUAAAUCAAUUGAAGGAAUAAAGCUUUUCGUGAGUCGACUUGAAGACCAGCUGUUACUAUAUUCUGGUUUUGAGAAGAUGCAUAAUCUUAGAUAUAUCAUCCUUCAUACAUGUCCGUUCUUUGUUAAUAGUGUAUCUUUUUCUGAUGAGCUAAGGUAUCUUCAUUGGGACUUUUGUCCCUUGAAAUCCUUAUCAUCAAAUUUUAAUCCAAAGAAUCUUGUUGUGUUGAAACUAAGAGAGAGCUUCAUAGAACAACUUUGGAAGGAAGAUCGUCAGGAUCUUGUUAAUUUAAGGUCAAUUGACCUUUCUGGUUGCGACAGACUGAGGAAGAUCCCUAAUCUAUCAGGAGCCAUCAACCUUCAAAGCCUUUGCUGCAAUGGGUGUGGAAGUUUGGUUGAACUACCUUCCCUCAACCAGUUGGUAUCUCUUGAAAGCCUUGACCUCUCUGGUUGCGGCAGACUGAGGAAGAUCCCUAAUCUAUCAGGAGCCAUCAAGCUUCAGAGCCUUUGCUGCAAUGGGUGUGAAAGUUUGGUUGAACUACCUUCCCUCAACCAGUUGGCAUCUCUUGAAAGCCUUGACCUUUCUUAUUGCAAGAAUUUAAAGAAGAUUCCUAAUCCAUUCGGAGCCAUCAACCUUAAAUCACUUAAGUGCAAUUACUGUAUAAGUUUGGUCGAACUACCUUGCCUCAACCAUUUGGCAUCUCUUAAAGAGCUUGGACUGAAGGGAUGUCAUAAACUUAAGACGUUUCAGCAUCUUGUCGGACUUAGAAAGUUGAGUUUGAGUCACUCGAGGGUGGAAAAUGUAUCGAGCAAUAUUUCAAAGUUGGAAUCUCUUAACGUUUUGGAACUUGAGGAGUGCGAAAGGCUUAAAACACUCUCAGAGCUUCCACGAUAUCUGGGGUGCUUGAAUGCAAAUUAUUGCCGCUCAUUGAAGAAAGUAUCCUUCACCGAUCAUAAUUCCAGUUCAUUCUUUUCUUUACAUGAUGGUGAUGACACUCCUCGUGAUGAAAAGGUUUCCAUGUCAUUCCUUAAAUGCUUCAACCUGAAUAAUGAUUCAAUUAAAAACAUUGAGAGAAACGCGGUGCUUCAAAUUCAAUCCCUAGCACAGAGAUGGGCAAGGAGACAAGGGAGGGGUUCUUUUGGAAAUCAAUUUUUUUGUUGUUUCCCAGGAAAUGAAGUUCCAGCAAAUGAGUUUGAGCAUCGAAGCGUGAAUCCUUGGUUAAAUUUAAAGAUAGCCCCAAAUGGGUGUAGUGGGAGCAGAUUCUUGGCAUUUGCUUUAUGCUUUUUGGCUCAUUCCCUGAUUGAAGACGCAGAUGUUGGAUUUAUAUGUAAAUACCAACUGACAGCUGCCAGUGGUGAAAAGUUCAUGGGAGAGAGUCGCGUUUCUUGGAGAUGGGACAGGGGCUACGCAGGUCAUGUGUUCAUUGUGUUUAAUAAGGAUAUGAUUAUAAGAGACAAUGAUUAUGAGAAGGCAUCAUUUGAGUUCUACAUCAAAGAUCAUCUUGGUAGACAAUAUGAAAGGGUGAAAUGGGGUGUUUAUGUAUUUUAUGUGGAUGCAGAGAGUUAUAGCAUUAGUGAUGUGAUGAGUUGUGAUAGAAAAAGAAGAUUUAGGGUCCUUAAGAAUUUAAUUGCUUCUGAUGCCAAUAAUGCAGAAGUUAUCACUAUCAAAAAUUCUGAUUCUCAAGAAGUUGCUAAUAUUGAGGUGGCUCAUGACGGUUCUGCUACUGAAAUAAGAACUGGGGAUGAAAGAAGAUUUGGCAAUGGUGGUGAAGAAGGUGGAGGCUAUUUUGAAGGGUAUCAUUUGUCGGAUUACCUGUUAUAUGGCAUUUAUCACAUGUUCAGUUUGUCUUCUUUUUCUUUCGCUGCUGCUGCUGCCGCUGCAUGUGAUUCGGAGAUUGCCUCCUCUGCUGCCACUGCAUAUGAUUUGUCAUUGAUCCAAAAUUACUGCAUUUGUUUGUACAAAAGUACAUGUGUGCCAAUUCAGGGAAAUAAGAAAAUAUUUCUUGACAUAGCAUUCUUCUUUAAAGGGGAACUCGAGGAAGAUGUAGAAGAAAGAAGUUGCUUUUAUAAGGGUGUAGUGAGUGGAAUAAGCAACUUGAUCGACAAAACUCUACUUCAUAUGGAUUCUAAUAGGCAGAUUUCUAUGUAUGAAGAGAUGGGCAAGGAUCUUGUUCGCCAAAAGGAAGAUUUGUGUAAGAGUUACGGAUUGAAUUUCUUUCUAUUUGAUUGCUUAUUAUGUUUUCUCAUAAUGUUGUAUGUGGAGGUUAUUUUCAAGGGCAUCAUUUGA